AUCAACGCCAUGACCAACAUAAUAUUGUUGAUGAUGAUGAUGAAUAUGAGAUUGAUGUUGAUGUCGAUACUGAACCUGAUAUUGAUAUAUCAACUGAAUCCGAGUUUCAUAUACAUGGCUCAAAUGGAUCAAUACGACAACCAUUAGAUUGUAUUCCGGUUGAAACUGUUUUACGUGAACAUUUCAUCAUCAUCAAUACUUAACGAUGGACCACCAUUACCACCACCACCACCAGCAACAUUAUUAUCAUCGCUUCAUCAACCACCAACAACAUCAUUACCAUUGAAUGGUAGUACAUCUUUUAUGCCUUCCACAAACACUAACAUCAAUACAAAUAAUCCAACAACAACAACAACAACAAUCAUCAUGAAUGAAUCAGCAAUGAUGUUGACCAAAUCAUCAUCUAAUAAUUUAAGCCAAAAUUCUCAUCAUAAUUCUAAUCAUCAGCAUAAUAAUCAUCAUCAUUUGAAUGGUAGCAAUAAUAAUCAUCAUAGCAAGAAUCAACAUUUAAAAUCCGAUUUACCAACAACAACAACAACAACAACGACGACGACGACAACACAAUUGGACGUUUCACGUUGUACACAUUGUGGCAAGCUGUUUCGUGGACCACGUUCAUCAAUUUCAUUACAGGAACAUAUAACCAAUAUUCACGCUGCCGUUGCACCAAUUUCAUCAUUGGCAGGCAAAUAUUCCAAUAGUAACAAUAACAAAGCUACAUCACCAUCAUCAUCAUCAUCAACGAUGCCAUCAUCGAUUAGGCCAUCAUCAUUAUUUACUAGUACGGCAAAUGGUGAAUUGGUCAAUGAUAAUACUACUGGUGGUGAUGGAAACAUUAAUAACGAUGAUACUCAAUCCUGUUGUAACAAAUGUUCGAUUACUUUUGAAAAUCGUGAAGAUUUUGAAAGACAUCAACUUUUACAUGCCAAUAAAUCUGCUCACACCAAUGAUGAUGGCCAAGUAUUGCGAAAAUUUAAAUGUCAAGAAUGUUUUAAAGCAUUCAAAUUCAAGCAUCAUUUAAAAGAACACAUCCGUAUACAUAGUGGCGAAAAACCAUUUGAAUGUGCAAAUUGUGGCAAAAGAUUCUCUCAUUCAGGCUCGUAUUCAUCACAUAUGACCAGCAAAAAGUGCCUAAUUGUUAAUUUAAAAGUGCGAAAAUCUGAUCAAAUUGGACGUACUUCUUCUCGUUCAUCAUCUAAUCGUUCUUCGAAUCAUCAAACAAAUGGUGCUGCAGCAAAUUCGAAUGGCAUUCUUGGAAGCCUUAAUGAAUCGAUGAAUGAAAGUGAAAAGAAUCUAUCAUUUUUUCCGAAUGUAUUGGAUUCACAAAAUGUUAAGAAUAUGUCACCAUUUAAUACAUUCAAUAAUUCUACAGCUUAUUUUCCGAAUGGCCCUGGUGGUAAUGGUGGUGGUGGUGGCGGCGUCGCAGGUUUUCCAUCUAAUUUGAUUGGCCUGAAUUCAUUUCUAAAUGUUACAGCACCGAAUCUUGAAUUAUUUAAUUAUUUACUUGAAUCACAAAUGGAAUAUAAAGGUUUUAAAAAUUUACCGCCACAUUUUUUCGCCAACCUUAACAACAAUAAUGGUGGCCAAUUGAAUGUAGAAGAAUUUGAGAAACAAUUGAAAAAAGAAUUCAUUGAAAACGCUGAUAUUGCCUCCAUAAGACGUUUGUUACAAAUCGCUCAAGCUGCUGCUGUAUCUAAAGUGCAAGACGAAAUCAAUUCAGCUCAUUUGAUUGCAAAUCUUCGUAAUGAUACUAAUCUGUCCAAUUCAUUGAAUCUAACGAAAAUGGCACAUCUAGAUUCGAAUCUAAGUAAAUCUAGUGAUGAUAUUGAUUCUAAUCGAAAAUCAUCUUCGACACCUACGAAAAUUUGUCCAAGUUUUUCGGAUUUCAAAACUGAUCUUAAUGGUAAAACACUAAAUGAAGGCAGCAAUCUUAAAAUGGAAAGUGAUGAAGAAUCACAACGAGAUUCUAGUUCGUUGGAUGAUGAAAUGCUCAUGUCAGAUGGUAAAAAGGUUCGAGUACGUUCGGUUUUGAGUGAAGAAACUUUACGAAUACUUCGUGCUCAAUAUGCAGUCAAUCAACGACCAAAAAAACAAGAGAUUAAUCGUUUAGCCGAUCUGGUUAACUAUACUCCACGUGUGGUUCAAGUUUGGUUCCAAAAUAUGAGAGCUCGUGAUAGACGUCUAGGUCGUCCAAUACAAAGCAUGAAUGAAUCAAUUAACACUACGACCUCUAGUUUGGGCACGAUAAACAUUGGUACCGCCGGUGGCCAAAAUAGUUUGAAUUAUCCAUCCAAUGACCAAAUUACCAAUAUGAACAUCAAUCAACAGCAAUCUGGACAAUUAAUGUCACAAUCCGCUGCACAUUCCGGGCCCAAUCCAUUAGUAGCGGCGGUUCCAACAACAGCACUAGCCGCUGCAGGCAUUCCUUCUCCUUCACCUUUCAAAUCCACCACAACUUCCUCUGUAGCUCCCAUUGUUUCAUUUGGUCAGCACAAUAAUUUCAUCAAUAAUAAUGGCACAUCAUAUUCAUCAUCAUCGUCAUCAUCACUAUCACCAUCGCUCGUUGUUGGUCAGAAUCGUCAUUGUAAUGAUUCUGGUAGUAGUUUUAGUUCUUAUUUGAAUCCAACAAACAAUCAGCACACACAAAAACCAUUAAUUUCAAUUACACAACCAACAGCAGCAGCAACAACAUUGUUUCAAAAGACCGAUGCACAGAUUCAAGCCAAAUUAUUUGUCAAUAACCUGUUUGACAAUUCUGAUACAAUUUCUUCGAAUCAUGAUGAACCUUUAGAUCUUUCAUUCAAAUCAAAAUCAUUGAAUUCAAGUGGUGGUUCAUCGACGAUAGCUGACGAUUCAUUAGAAGAUGAAGUAUUAAAUCUAAGUCUCAAAUCCACUAGUAAUAAUCGUGCUAUAGUUCCGUCUGCAUGUCUGGAUGUCAAUAACAGUCUGCACAGUAAAGACAAUGCUUCAAUGGUCAACACAGCCGUCCAACCAAAUGUAUCGUUGACAAUGCUCCAGCAGCAGCAACAACAGCAACAACAACAACAACAUGAUCUUGAUACUGAUAAUCUUCGUUCAGUUUUGCUUAACACUUCAACUUUUGGUAAAUCCUGUAACGAAACCGGUAGUAAUAGCAGUAACAACAAUAGUCCACGAUCGAUUCGUGGUCGAAAACGAAUUGUUCCCGAAUUGGAUAUGAACACAAAUAGUUCGAAUGAUUCCAACAACAAUAUUAUGCGUACAACUAAUAAUUCAUCACCAAAAAAAGAGAUGAAACUCAACGGUUCAUUGAGUAGUCAGAAUUCUCCCGAUAACAAUCAAAGUGAAGGCUUAUUCACGUGUGAUCAAUGUGAUAAAACUUUCAGUAAACCAAGCUCAUUGGCUCGACAUAAAUAUGAACAUUCGGGUCAACGGCCACAUAAAUGUGAUGUAUGCAACAAAGCUUUCAAACAUAAACAUCACCUGACCGAACAUAAGCGCCUUCACAGUGGUGAAAAGCCAUUUCAAUGUACAAAAUGUUUGAAACGAUUUUCACAUUCUGGUUCAUAUAGUCAACAUAUGAAUCAUCGUUAUUCAUAUUGUAAACCUUAUCGUGAAUAAUCAUGAUCAUGAAUGGUCAUGUUCAUAUUUUGAAUUUUGGUUAAUAAUUCACAAUUCAGCCCUGUGUUGUCGCCGAUGAGCCAGAAAAAUAAUACAAUCAACCAACAACAACAA
Dermatophagoides farinae (American house dust mite) is the source of this 3714-nucleotide messenger RNA. The record is from RefSeq and is a predicted model, not a curated record. Lineage: Eukaryota; Metazoa; Arthropoda; Arachnida; Sarcoptiformes; Pyroglyphidae.